Messenger RNA from Patiria miniata (bat star), 7371 nucleotides. Its product is annotated as mucin-5AC-like. The transcript is spliced from 36 exons. Bases 652 to 7371 code for a protein of 2239 amino acids. Gene Ontology annotation, molecular function: protein binding. NCBI's taxonomy places the organism in Eukaryota, Metazoa, Echinodermata, Asteroidea, Valvatida, Asterinidae. The record is from RefSeq and is a predicted model, not a curated record.
CCUUCAACAACUGCCCCACCUUCAACAACUGCCCCACCCUCAACAACUGCCCCACCUUCAACAACCAAGGAGGUAACAACAGUUGUGACUUCUACCCCUGAAUCUACCACAAAGGAAGUCACCACAGUGGAGUCCACAACAGAAACCUCAACGACAGAAGCUAAAACCACUGUUGUGAGUACUACUGUUACUUCUACUGUACCAUCAACUACUGAGGCACCAUCAACUACUGAGGAGGUGACAACCACUGUUGUGUACACAACUACUCCAGAGUCAACUACUGUUGAAGAGACGACUACAGUACAAAGCACCACUGAAGAAAGUACAACUGAAGCCCCAUCAACUACGGAGAGGAUUACUACCCGUUUGUCAACCACAGAAGUGCCCUCAACCACGUCUAAGCCUUCAACCACCGAGGAAGUCACCACUUUUGUUGUCACAACGACACCUGAAUCAACCACAAAAGAGACAACUACAAUACAGACAACAGAAGUGACAACUAUCCUGCCCACGUCGACAACACCUGGGAUAUGCGAAGAUAAUCUUGACAAUAAUCCGAAUGUGACAAUAACACGAGAGGAUACAGAAACGGGCAACAGCUUAACACCUGCAGAUUGGUGGCACCCUAGCAAUCCACCAACUAACGACGCCAUGCCUUACAGCGGAUCAUGCUUGGAGGCUACUUUUAGCCCACGAGUUAACAUCACGUCCGUCAUCAUCAAAACUGAGCAGGACCCACCUGGAAACGUUAUAACCAUUUCUUUCAAGUUUCAGCCGGGUGACAGGCUACACUACUACCCUGUAGUAGAUGAACAUGGUUCUCGUAUCUUUAUUGGCAAAACAGAUCAAAAGAUCUAUCUACCAUCCAGUAUGACGUUGGUGACGGGACUCAAAGUUUGCAUCAUCACCUCAAACCCAGAUGGUUACAAAGUGAUUUUCAACGGAUGUGAACAUGAAGUUACUACAACCGAGACACCAACAACUGAAUCACCAACCACAAAAGAGUCAACAACACAGGUAUCAACAACCGUUAAAACAACCACAACAUCAACAACAGCUUCACCUACAACAACUGAAAAAGCUUCAACAACAAUUGUUUUAUUCACGACUCCAGAGGCAACUACAACGCGGGAGAUUACCACAUUUUUGACAACAACAGAGGAGACGACUACUGAAAAGUCAACUACUCUGGUGACAACGAGGCACGCUCCUACAACCACCGCUCCUGUACCCACAACAACUGAGGUCUUGACAACAACUUUGAAGACCACAACACCUCAGGCAACCACAAUAGAGUCAACCACAGUUGAAACAACAUCUGCCCCCACCUCAACAGCCUUACCAACUACAACUCAAGCACCAACAACUAUUGCAACCACAAAGCCAUCAACUACUACUCGUGAGUAUGUUUGUGAUGAUGACAUGGAUGAAGACUACGUGCCAGUAACGGUUCGUCGACGCCCUUCUGAAUCGGAGAUACCAAUUUUACCAGAUGAGGGGUGGAUUCCUCCCGAUAUACCAAUGCCUGAAGACGAAGAGGAUGUUUACUUCAGACGUCAUCUGGUUGUUGAAUUCACUCCAAGUGUCAAUAUCACGUCCAUCAUAAUUUAUCCCCAAAAUGGCUUGGAACGACCUAUCAGCGUGGCUUUCACAUUUAUUCCGACUGGUUCUACAUCCACCAUGGAUAUGAUAAGUGAAGAUGACAACCGUAUCUUCUAUGGCUUUGCGGGGGAGAAGCUUUAUCUUCCUAAAGGCACUCCGUUUUUGUGGCGUUUGAACAUCUAUAUUGUGUCUGGAUCUGAUGUUAGCAGGAAUACUAGCUACACCGUAUCUUUGAGGGGAUGUGAAGAAACAGUUCCGAUAACAACACUGAAGACAACUACAAAAGCACCAACAACAAUACUAACAACAGUGGAAGCUUCAACUACAAAGGCAUCAACCACCAAGGCAUCAACAACAGAGGCAUUGACAACAGAGGCAUCGACAACAGAGGCUUUGACUACAAAAGCAUCAACAACAGAGGCAUCAACUACUGAAUUAUUGACAACAGAGGCAUCUACAACAAGGUUGUCAACAACAGAGGCGUCAACCACCACACUGCCAACAACAAAAGCAACAACUGAAGUGACAACAGUGAUUUCCACCACACAACCAACAACAACGCGCAGAACAACUACUGUCAUCAAUACGACGCCUGAAUUAACAACAACAAGACGUACAACAACUGAAGUCACAACUGUUCCUCAUACAACAGCAUGUGUACCUAGGUACGAAAGGGUGUGUACUUGGACAGACUGGCUGGAUGAUGAAGUUGAUGGCAAAAAAGUUGUUGACUUCAACUAUGAAUUUGAACUAAUUGAUGACCUGAGACAGUUGUAUGAUAUCUGUGAAACACCAUCUGACAUCAGGUGUGCCAUGAAGUCCAACAAGGAUAUACCCAGUUCCAGUACAGGCCAGCAGGUGAACUGUAGUCGAGUUGAUGGACUCCGAUGCUUUCAUGCUGAUCAUGCCGACUUGUUUCCAAGUAGAUGUUUUGAUUAUGUCAUCCGAUUGGAGUGUUGCCAGGAUGUACCAUAUGGAUGCGAGUUGACAACUCCAUUGCCAAGCACCACAGUGGCACCAACUAAUACUCCUCUUACUACUACAGCUCCAAGUACAACCGAAUCCCACCAGUGCCCCAUAGGUCUUGUCUAUAAAGACUGCAGCUGUCACGUGGAUUGUCUGGCCAUGGCCCAGUACCCCGGGGGACGCCCACCUCUCAUCAUUGAGUGUAAUCGCACCACAUGUAUUCCUGGCUGCAUUUGUCCUGAGGGUCAAGUGGUGUAUAACAACACCUGCAUAGACAGAGAAAGGUGUCCUUGUUACUUCAAUGGAACAUUCUAUGAGUAUGGGGAAACUGUCAUUAUAGAUGACUGCCACUCAGCCAUAUGUGACCAAAGAGUUGUAGACAUAGAUGACCCAGAGAAUCUGAUUCAGACCUGCAAUCUGGAGUGUCCUGACGGCCAGCUCAUCGAGGAAAAACCAGGGGAGUGCUGCAAGUGCAUUCCAGAUUGUGGGCCAAUGGAGUAUCAAGAAUGUGCCUGCCACCGUACCUGCGACCAACAACUGGUACCCUGCCCAUCCGAGUGCACUCCUGGCUGCAGUUGUCCUGAAGGCCAGUACUGGAAUGGCACAGAGUGUGUUGUCGAUUGCCCAUGUGAAUUCGAGGAUCACAAAGUUGACAAAGUGUGGUACGAAGGCAAUUGUACGAUGUGCAAAUGGGUGAACCAAACCCUCUGUGAAACAAGCUGCGGGGAAUAUUGUGGUGAAACUUGUCCUGAAGGCUAUCGACUGGUGAAUGAGUUACCCAAUGAUUUGGUUUGUUGCCACUGCAUUCCAAUAGAUGGUUGUCGGUAUGUACAUGAUCCUCCUAUGGUCUACAGAGAGAUUGGUGAGGUAUGGCAUCCUGAUAAGUGCACAGUCUGUGUAUGUGAAGAGUCAAAAACGGUGAUGUGUAAUACUACAUCAUGCUCCCCAGCUCCAUGUCAAAAUCCAAUAGACGAUCCAAAUAUUUGCUGUCCUUAUUGUCACAUUACAACACCAGUCCCAACGACUUUGCUAUCAACGACUUUGCUAUCAACGACAAAAGCAUCUACAACCCAACAAACAACUCCUCCUGCCACCACUCCGGGCAUCACAAUUUGCCCGGACUACUGCCAUGUUGACGAAGAAAUAGAAUGUGACAGACAGUACUUUGUGGGAGGCAACAGACCAUUUGAUGAGAACUUCCUGUGCACCACUAUCCUCCCAACCUUUGAUCCAGAUUGCAAAUGUAAAGAGGGAUAUUACAAAGAUGGCCCCAAUGGAGACAUUGACAGCAUAUACAUGUUCCAUUAUGGUACAUUUAUGUGCUUACGCUUGGAAGAGAACUGUGAUUGCUCUGAUGAGCUCGGUAAUUAUUAUGAGGAGGGCUACUCCUAUAUCAGGGACAACUGUGAAAAUUGCACGUGUCGUUUUAACUUCGUGCUAUCGCAAUACUAUUUUGACUGCGUAAAUGACAUCAAUCUUCCCACCUGUACAGUCACAACUGUGCCACCCACAACUGUACGAACUACUGCUACCCAAGCACCAACAACAACUGCGCUUCCUACAACACCAGGUACACUUGCACCAACCACCACACCUGGUACUACUCCUUUCAUACCAGAUUGCGACGACGAGUGUCACAUUGUGGAACCAAUUCCGUGUGAAGAUCAAGACUAUAACAAUUACAAUCAACAGUCCCCUCCUUUCACAACAGACAUCUUUUGUAAUCCCAGUUUUGCGCAUUUUAUGGAUUACCCCAUACCAUGUAAGUGCAAAGAAGGGUAUCUCCGAGACUACAGCGAUGGCCUGAAUGAAAAAUUCCUGCAAUACCACAUUGGCUUCGCCUGGGACACAUAUAUGUGUGUGAAAAUCGAGCAACCUUGUGGGGGACCUUGUGUUCUCAAUAAUAAAACUUACGAGCCUGGAGAUCAAGUCCAAAUUGGAUGCGAGCUUUGCAAAUGCGAGUUGGACUUUUCUGGAAGCAGUGAGGACAUUAAAUAUGAGAUGAUCUGUAAUCCUAUCCCUGGAUGUACAACAACACCAGGAGUAACCACGACUGUAGUAACAACACAUAGAACAACACCAUCGAUAACAACUACACAGAAGCCAACGACUACCAUAAGGUCAACAACAACCAUCCCAUCAACCACAACUCUGAGGUCAACCACAGCUAGUCCAACGACCACCAUAAGGUCAACAACAUUACCGUCAACCACAGCUGUCAGGUCUACUACCACUGUUCCAACAACCACCAUAAGGUCCACAACAUUACCGUCAACCACAACUCUUAGGUCAACUACCACUAUUCCAACAACCACCAUAAGGUCCACAACGUUACCAUCAACCACAACUCUGAGGUCAACUACAACUAUUCCAACGACCACCAUAAGGUCCACAACGUUACCGUCAACCACAGCUUUGAGGUCCACUACAACUAUUCCAUCCACAACCAGAGCAAGGUCAACCACAGCAAGGUCAACCACAUCUUUGAGAACAUCUGCGACACAGACAACCACACCCCUUAGUUCAACUUCCCCCGUGAAGACAACCACGCCUCUGAGAACAACACCAUUCCAAUCAACCACAGCUGUAUUUACAACUCUGCCACCUCCAUCUACCACAAUAUCGCCAUCAACCACAACACUUCUAACUACCACUGCAGUUCACACAACCACAGCACCACCAACAACUACAGCAGGUCAAACAACCAAAGCACCUCCAACAACUACAGCUGCCCCGAGUACCACAACUGAGCAGAUCACAACAGCUGCAAUAACUACCACUUCAGAGGAGCCUUCAACAACAGUUACCACCACUGAACUGAUAACGACUGAGGGUUCUACCACAGAGGGAAUAACAACAACUGUUGUAACGACCACACCGGAGGCUACAACUACACAGAGGACAACUGUGUUUACUACAACAGAGGCUCCAUCAACAACUGAGGCUAUUUCUACUACGGUGACAAUUCGUGAAACUACAAAAUUUCCGUCCACAACAACUGCACCAACAACAACAUCCAAAGAAAGUACUACAGUUGUUGUAGCAACCACCCCUGAGUCAACAACAACUAAGGAGACAACUACUGUACUGACAACAGUUGAGACAACAACCACAGCGGCACCCACAACAACUGAGACAACCACAGUCCGUGUAUCCACCACUGAGGCUCCAUCCACCACAGCUCCUCCAUCCACCACUGAGGAAAUCACCACAACUGUUGUGAGCACAACACCUGAGUCAACUACAACACAGACCACAACGGUGAAGUCAACCACAGUGUCAACUACUUCACCACCAUCAACUACUCCAGAGGUAUGUGCGGAUGAUCUUGACAAAUUGCCAAAUGUGACGAUAAUACGCGAAGACCCAGAAUCAGGCAAUGAAUUACAACCGACUGACUGGUGGCGCCCUAGCAACCCACCCAACGAUGUUACAUCACCACACAAUGGAUCAUGUUUGGGGGCUACCUUCAGCCCACGGGUUGAAAUCACGUCGGUCAUCAUAAAGACAGAACAAGGCCCACCGGGAGACAUAACUGUUUCCUUCAAAUUUCAACCAGGUGACAGGCAACCAUACCUGCCUCUAGUAGAUGAAGCUGGCUCUCCUAUCUUUAUUGGCAAAACAGAUCAAAAGAUCUAUCUACCAUCCAGUAUGGCGUUGGUGACAGGACUCAAAGUUUGCAUCAUCACCUCAAACCCAGAUGGUUACAAAGUGAUAUUCAACGGUUGUGAACACGGAGUGACUACAACCAGUGCACCCUCAACAACAGAGGCACCCUCAACAACAGCUCCUCCAAGUACAACUGAGAAGUCAACUACUCGCGUGACAACUACAGAGUCUCCUUCAACAACUGCCCCACUUUCAACCACUCCCCCACCUUCAACGACCAAGGAGGUAACAACAGUUUCGACUACUACACCUGAAUCAACGACACGGGAGGUCACCACUGUGCAGAUCACAACAGAAGCCUCAACAACAGAAGCUAGAACCACUGUUGUGAGUACUACCGUUACUUCAACUGUACCGUCAACUACUGAGGCACCAUCGACUACUGAGGAGGUGACAACCACUGUUGUGUACACAACUACUCCAGAGUCAACUACUGUUGAAGAGACGACUACAGUACAGAGCACCACUGAAGAAAGUACAACAGGUGUCUUCCGAAUUUUUCUCCACACACCCUGGGGCUGUUCUUCAAAGGAGAAGAACAAAAAGAAAAAGAAGGCUGAUCGCAGAUCAUGCCAUUCUUCUUCAGACUCUGACAGCUCCUCUGACCGGUCCCACUGGGGCAAACGCACCCAAGGAGGCCCGGUCUACAGCGAACACUUCACAUUGGGUUGGGUGGACCAGAGACAAAGGGACCUACCACACACAGUUAGCUGUGUGCCAGAAUCCCCGCCUGUGUUCAGUCUUCACCCAUCUAUGACUUGUAUGCCUAUAAUCUCCGAGGGUGUUGCCCAGCCACCACCGCAUGGUUCUGUACAUCUAGCCCCUGCAGACGGCUCUCAUUUACCAGAGUCAACUCGGCCUUCACAAUCGGCUGAUUCAUCCAAUGAUGACGAAGAACCAGACCAAUUACAACUGCUGUCCAUCGCAGAGACGGAACUCCGUUUGCUGCAGAGGGACAUUAUACGGGUACUUAACUUACCCUCUACCGAUGAGCCCCCUCCGCCCAAUCAUAAAUCUGUCAAGCGCAGGACGGGCUCCAGAUCUAACGAUGACAAAGUGUUCCCCAAACUUCUGUUGGAUCAAGUGUGUGUGGAACACAUCGACAACAUUAUGUCAUUCUUCUUAUUCUUCUAA